Microthlaspi erraticum is the source of this 1401-nucleotide messenger RNA. The record is from the annotation of a GenBank genome assembly. Lineage: Eukaryota; Viridiplantae; Streptophyta; Magnoliopsida; Brassicales; Brassicaceae.
AUGGUUGAAAGGUUGAAAGCGAUAGGCUAUAACCAAGGCUUUGCAUGGGAUGAUGGAUCUGAUCAUGAAGGCAUUUCCAAGAUUUAUGUACGAGGUGGUCUUAUUGGCAUCCAGACCAUCCAGUGCGAGUACGUCAAGACUGGACAACUUAAACAUGGAGAUCUUUUUGGUGUUUGGAAUGAUGGCUUCACACAGACGUUUGAGAUUGACCAUUUUAACAAUGAACAUCUUGAAUCCGUUGAGGGUUACUACAACAACGAUCCCUAUACUAUUCAGGCAGUUCAAUUCAAAACCAAUUUCAAGGUUUCUGAAUUGAUUGGAUAUAAAAAGGGUAUCAAGUUUUCACUUUCAGUUAAGGGAAAAAUGAUCAUUGGGUUUUACGGAUGUAAAUACUAUCCUCAAAAUGUGCCAAGCUCACUUGGAGCAUAUGUCACAUUCAUUCCUCCUAGUAGAUUGGAAGCAAAAGGUGGAGAGUCAGGCGAUAAGUGGGAUGAUGGUGCAGACCAUGAAGGCAUAACAAAGAUUCAUCUAAGAGGUGGUUAUGAAGGCAUUCAAUACAUUAAGUUCGAUUAUAUCAAGAGUGGACAACCUAAAGUUGGAUCAAUCCAUGGUCUCUCGGGUAGAGGUUUUCCACAUACAUUUGAGAUUGACCAUCUCAAUGGUGAGCAUCUUGUAUCUGUAGAAGGAUACUACGACGACGAGUCUGGUGUCAUUCAAGCACUUCAAUUCAGAACUAACAUCAAGGCUUCUGAGUUGCUUGGAUAUGAAAAAGGUAAGAAGUUUUCACUUGCACACAAGGGAAAGAAAAUCAUAGGGUUUCAUGGAUAUGCUGAUAAUGUCACGUUUGACUACGACAAUGGUCACAUAAUUGUAAAGCGUCAGCAUGGUUGGCCGUUGGACAGACGUUCGUUAGAAGAAGAGUUUGAGCUCGACUAUCCAAAUGAAUUUAUCACAUCUGUGGAUGGGACAUUCAAAGCGGUGGAUAGUACUUUCAAAGGAUCUACUACUCCCAGAAUGAGCAUUACGUCUUUGGUUUUUAGGACAUCAAAAGGGAGAACCUCUAAGACAUUUGGAAGCGUGUCUGGUACCAAAUUUGUGUUGGAGAGCAAAGGUUGUGCUCUGGUUGGGUUCCAUGGAUGGAUCCAUCGUAAUUUUCUUGGUGCCAUUGGGGCAUAUUUUUCUCCGUUGCCUCCUCCUAGUACUGUGGAGAAACUAGAAGCACAAGGCUGUAAUAAUCAAGGAGCUUCUUGGAUGAUGGUGUUUACGAUGGUGUUAGAAAGAUAUAUGUUGGACAAAGGGGACAUGGAAUCGCGUUCCUCAAGUUUGUGUAUGACAAGAACAACGAGAUGGUUAUUGGAGAUGAUCAUGGAAACAAAGCACCACUUGAAGUCAAAGAGGUGA